AUGAAGCAGACUCUCCUUUGUAUAACUGGCCUUGUCUUGGUGCUAGGAUUAUCUGCCAAUGGACAAACCCAACCUCUUACGACAUCAACGAGCCUCACCACUCCAAUAAACCCAACAUGGACCGGAAGUACAACAUGGAACACAAAUCCGACCUGGGGCGGAAACAUGCAAAUGUGGAACAGGCCAUUCUAUAAUGCCGCCUACCAACCACAGCCAGGCCAGACCGUGUACUGUUACCCAGUAAACACUCCAAUGUAUCGUGGAUGA
Ylistrum balloti is the source of this 267-nucleotide messenger RNA. RefSeq lists its product as uncharacterized. NCBI's taxonomy places the organism in Eukaryota, Metazoa, Mollusca, Bivalvia, Pectinida, Pectinidae. The transcript is spliced from 3 exons. Bases 1 to 267 code for a protein of 88 amino acids. The record is from RefSeq and is a predicted model, not a curated record.